GUGGACGGGCUGGAUCUCGGCGGCGCCGAUCUCGACGACGGGCGGCCGAUUGCGGCCCUCGAGGAGCGCUGGGUGCCGGGCAGGGCGCCGCGCACCCACGGCUUCGGCAAGGACAGCGGAGACUUGCGUGCCGGGCGCCCCCGUUUCGGCGCCGGCGGCGGCGCGGGCACCGAGGACCGGCCGCUGGCCGACGAGGGGCCGCGCUCGCGUGCCUCGGCCACCGCCCGGCGGAGCGCUGGAG
This is a messenger RNA of Prorocentrum cordatum, 241 nucleotides long. Lineage: Eukaryota; Dinophyceae; Prorocentrales; Prorocentraceae. The record is from the annotation of a GenBank genome assembly.